Molecule: messenger RNA, 2045 nt
Organism: Coffea eugenioides
Lineage: Eukaryota; Viridiplantae; Streptophyta; Magnoliopsida; Gentianales; Rubiaceae
Product: sugar carrier protein A-like
Exons: 4
Coding region: 396-1925 (509 amino acids)
Biological process (GO): monosaccharide transmembrane transport
Cellular component (GO): membrane
Molecular function (GO): monosaccharide transmembrane transporter activity
Source: RefSeq, a predicted model, not a curated record
AUCCAAAAAUGAUAAUAACUACACACAGAAAGAACCAACAAAAAAAAAAAAGCUGAUUAUUUUACAUCUCUUUGGCUAAGUGCAAGUCUCUUUUUGACACUGAAAUUUCCAGAAAAAGUGAGAGCUGUGCUAUGUGGACAGAUGUAUUGACUGAGAGAAAUAAGUGAUGCUGAAGAAAGUCAAUUUGUCAGACUUGUAGUAUUAGACUAAAAGAGGUUCAUCUCCAAGAUACUAUUGCUUCCUGCUCGGAACUAGUUUUUAGUAUACAAUUUGGGAUCUAAGUGAAAACUUUGGCAUACUCACUCAACAUUUGAAAGAAAGACCAGUUUUAAAAACUCCUCUCUCUUUGUGCCUUCAAUCUCCAGUUCAGCUAGGGACAGAAGAAAGAAGCGAGCAUGGCAGGGGGGUCACUUGUUCCAGCUGGGGUGGCCAAAGAGAGAGCUGAAGAAUACCAAGGGAGAGUCACCCCUUAUGUGAUCAUUGCUUGUCUGGUUGCUGCUAUCGGAGGAUCCAUAUUUGGAUAUGACAUUGGAAUUUCAGGUGGGGUUGCAUCAAUGGAUGAAUUUCUCCAUCGAUUUUUCUACACCGUGUACAAAAACGAAAAGCAUGCACAUGAAAACAACUAUUGCAAGUACAAUAAUGAAGGUCUUGCAGCAUUUACCUCAUCUUUGUACCUAGCUGGUUUGGUUGCAUCUCUUUUAGCCUCGCCUGUAACCAGGAAGUGUGGCCGUAAGAGAAGUAUAAUUUAUGGUGGAAUCAGCUUCCUGAUUGGAGCAGCCUUCACUGCCGGAGCUAUCAACCUUGCUAUGCUUCUUUUGGGCCGUAUCAUGCUGGGCGUUGGUAUUGGCUUUGGAAAUCAGGCAGUUCCGUUGUAUUUGUCUGAAAUGGCACCGGCACAUCUCCGAGGUGGGCUAAACAUGAUGUUUCAAUUAGCAACAACUCUUGGAAUCUUCUCAGCGAACAUGAUUAAUUACGGAACUAAUAAGAUCCACCCAUGGGGAUGGAGGCUUUCUCUUGGUCUAGCUGCAGCACCAGCUUGCUUGAUGACGGUAGGAGGCUUGCUCCUUCCGGAGACACCAAACAGCUUAAUUGAACGGGGGUUGGAAGAAAAAGGAAGAAAAGUGUUGGAAAAAAUAAGAGGAACUCCAAAUGUGAGUGCAGAAUUUGAAGACAUGGUGGAAGCAAGCAAAUUGGCUAACUCCAUCAAGCAUCCAUUCAGAGACAUUCUAAAGAAAAGGAACAGACCACAGCUGGUGAUGGCAAUCUUCAUGCCAAUGUUCCAGAUUCUGACAGGCAUAAAUUCAAUACUCUUCUAUGCCCCUGUCCUGUUCCGAAGCAUGGGGUUCAAGGGAAAUGCUUCCCUGUACUCCUCGGCUUUGACCGGAGCUGUUCUUGCAUCAUCAACACUGGUCUCCAUGGCAACGGUAGACAGAUGGGGUCGAAGAUUUCUAUUGAUUGGUGGAGGCAUUCAAAUGAUCACAUGCCAGAUUAUUGUUGCCAUAAUAUUGGGCCUCAAAUUUGGCAACAACAAGGAACUGUCAAAAGGCUUUUUAGUCCUCGUGGUGGUGGUCAUUUGCCUUUUUGUUGUGGCCUUCGGAUGGUCUUGGGGUCCGCUUGGUUGGACCGUGCCAAGUGAAAUAUUCCCAUUGGAGACGCGCUCGGCAGGACAAAGUAUUACAGUGGCAGUCAAUCUUCUCUUUACUUUCAUCAUAGCACAAUCAUUCCUCGGGCUCCUCUGUGCUUUCAAGUUUGGGAUUUUCCUCUUCUUCGCUGGCUGGAUCACCAUCAUGACAAUAUUCGUUUAUAUAUUUCUACCAGAAACAAAAGGAGUGCCCAUAGAAGAGAUGAUACUGUUAUGGCAAAAGCAUUGGUUCUGGAAGAAGAUUGUAUCUGAGAAUCCAGAAGUUGAAAAGAAUAAUGAGUAAUGACAGGAAGACUAGUAUAGUUUCAUGAAAUCACUAAUCAGAAAAUUAAGGUGAAAAAAAUGGAAUGCAUCAGAACGUCAAUGAAAGCACGAGACAAUAACAGUUAGAGCUGUUUCUUCA